Molecule: messenger RNA, 2432 nt
Organism: Plodia interpunctella (Indianmeal moth)
Lineage: Eukaryota; Metazoa; Arthropoda; Insecta; Lepidoptera; Pyralidae
Exons: 1
Coding region: 86-2290 (734 amino acids)
Biological process (GO): cilium movement
Cellular component (GO): axonemal dynein complex
Molecular function (GO): dynein light chain binding; dynein heavy chain binding
Source: RefSeq, a predicted model, not a curated record
UCAAAUAACGCGGAAGCAUUAGAUUUUGUCAUAAAUCCAACUACUUAAAAAUAAUUUUAGUAAUUAUAAUAACGAUUCAAUAAAAAUGGCUGAUGGUGUGAGUACAAUAAAAAUUGCUGAAACUGCGGAGUCUGCGACGCACCCGGUGUCAGUGGACCCCAGCUCGCGUAUAUCUGCCAUGUCACAGAUCAGCAUCGACGAGUCCCGCACCCGCGCCACAUACAACUUCAUGGACAAACGACUCGUUUACAAAGUCAUCGUGGACAACAUCGACUACACGCCAGAGAACAUCGUCGAUCUAGACUACAUCACGAUGGAAGACAACUUCACUCACGCGGCGUUCGAGAAUAGACAAAGGAGGAAGAGUAAAAGCGAAGUCGUCCUCAAAGAAAAGUCUUCCGACGCCGGCAUGAAAGUGUACGCGACCACCAUCUCGCUUGACGACAUCUAUAUUGAUCACACAUACAAUACUGAGGAGGGCGUUGUCGAACAGGACGUCGAUUUAGGACAAGCCCCGUCCGCAUUCUAUUUACCCAAAAUGCAUCCCAUAACCAAAUACCCGCCGGAAAUAUUCGUAGUUUUCAAAGAAACCGAGACGCACUAUUUGUACGAGCUGCCUCGCUCAGCUUUCGAAAAAGGUACAGACGAAGGGAAUAUAGUCGAAGAAGAGAAUGAAUAUUACCAGUACAUAACAGUCGGAAAAGGCAGGAAUAGGAAAAUGGUCGUAGAGGAAACUCAGACGCCACAACGCGUGUGCCAGACUCGGCACACACUGUGCGUGCGGCCCAAGAAGAAGAACGCGAUUGCAUUUGCGUCCAUGUGGGACAUGCAUGACACGUACGCUCGCCUCGCCAAGAUCCAGAAAGAGAAAGAACCGGACGAAAUGGUCAUGUACCAGUCUGCGGCGCCUAACUUACUGCGGAAAAAGAAGAAUGUCGAUGUCGAUGAAGGAAGGGGCAAGACGUUCGACGAGAUCGCGCUGAUGCCGGAGUUCCAGGACGCGGCGCUGCUGGUGGAGCGAGUGCUCGCCGCGCUCGAGUAUGGCACCGCUCAGAAGACUUUCCGUGGGCUUGUUUCCUACGAUCCGCUGUCCAUGGACUUAGUAUAUAUUUACACUUUGCAACCUCUCUGGUCCUUCGAAUGCGAGGAAACUGUCAAUCGGCCGAUCACGAGCAUUUCCUUCAAUACAAAAAAUCCCAAUAUAUUAGCGGUAGCGCAUGGAAAGUUUGGCUAUGCCGAUUACACUACCGGUUUGAUAUGUAUUUGGUGUACAAAAAACCCCUGCAAGCCAGAGAGGACGUACCGUUUUGACGACGCGGUUACGUCUGUCGCUUUUUCUGAAAAGAAUCCAAACUGGCUGGCGUGCGGUUUUGACAACGGAGACGUUUUGAUAUUAGAUAUAACGUCUUACUGGGUGAAGAUCGUAGCGAAGAGCAAGCGCGACACGAAUCCUUGUUUCGAGCCGAUCUGGGUGACGAACUGGCGGGUGGCGGACUCCACGGAGUACGUGAUGACCACGUGUCAGGAUGGCAGAAUCAACCGGUUCACGAGCACCAAAACGCACGACUUCAUCUGCACGCCCAUGAUGCGGCUGUCGACCGUCGAGGGGAAGCUGAAGGGGCUGGAGACGCCGAAGACGUGCCUGAUGGCGGACGUGCCGAUAACGCGGUACCCGGCGGCGCUGUGCAUGAAGUGGCACCCGGUGGUGGAACACAUCUACUACGUGGGCACGGACGAGGGCUGCAUCCACCGCUGUUCCACCAACUACUUGAACCAGCACAUCGACGUGUUCCGCGCGCACGCGGGCCCCGUGUACGGCAUGGAGAUCUCGCCCUUCAUGAAGACGCUGCUGGUAUCGUGCGGCGCCGACAACGCCAUCCGCCUCUGGAUCGAAGGCAUGGACGACGUCAUACUCACCCUCCCCUGCUCGGCCGCCGUCUACGGCAUCGCUUUCUGUCCUAUCAACGCCACGGUACUCAUGUCUGUCAGCGGAAAUGUUCUAUCCAUUUGGGAUUUGCGGCGGAAAACGCACAUACCGUGCGCUGAGUAUUCGUUCCCCGGUAACGUGAUACUGACGUACGUCAAGUUCUCGCCGUCUGGAGACAACGUGUUCGUGGGCGACUCGUCCGGGCGAGUGCACACCUAUCAUCUAGAGGACACCCCGAUCCCGCCCUUCUAUCAGAACAAGAUGUUGGACGAAACGCUGAAAAAGGCUUUAUGUACUCGACCUCAAAUGCUCAGGCAGUUAGAGAAACUCGAGAAAUUUAGGGAACGCCAUUCUAACAAAUAGUAAUUAUUACUUUUAUUUGUGCUUUUUUUUUCAGUCGUGUCCUUAUUAGGAGUGAGGACGGUUUAGGCCCGUGCACUUUUGGGCCCAGCAAUAAAAGUUGUGGUAGUUCGCGUUAUGGCCCGUUCGUAGGUAUAUCAUGUAU